This is a messenger RNA of Rhodofomes roseus, 1067 nucleotides long. RefSeq lists its product as uncharacterized. Bases 90 to 839 code for a protein of 249 amino acids. The record is from RefSeq and is a predicted model, not a curated record. The transcript has 2 exons. NCBI's taxonomy places the organism in Eukaryota, Fungi, Basidiomycota, Agaricomycetes, Polyporales, Fomitopsidaceae.
GUCUUCUUCCGCACAUUGCUCGCUUCACGAUCUUUCACAGGAUAGCUGACCAGAUAAUUCCGACACACUUCUGCGUCUCGCAGCCUGCAAUGAGUUCCUCAGAGAUACACGAUCCCAGUUCAUCAUCGAUUCAAGCACAGAACGGUCACGAUGCUGCCUCAACAGUCCACCGGCUCGCGCCCAACCAGGAGCGUAAGCUCGUAGACUACCUCGAAGAUCACCUUCUUGACAUAACGCGCAACUACAAGAAACGCUCGCAUCCAUCCUCCACCCUGCCUACGCUCGCCUCCUACCUCACUGCUGUGCAUCCCCUCCUCGCACUCAUCCUCCAAAUUCCUCCUGCAGAGCCAUCCGCGUCUCUACGCACCUCCCUCCUCCUCCGGCUGACUGGCGAGGUUCUGGGCUCCAUCAUUGGCUACCGACCCGACGUCGACACACUCCCUCAGCUCCUCCAAUGGCUAGACGAGCUCGACAAGGGAUGGCUCGCCGUUCUGCGCUGCCAAGCAUGGGAUCCCGCCGCACACACCGGUGUCGACGUCGACACUUCCUCCGAUCAGACCGCACACGACGGCACGGACACCGCCGGGCGAGUGAGCGGGAUGCCGUCCGUUAGCCAGACAGACCGGACGCGCCUCCGGAGCAUCCUCAUCGGGGGCACGAACAACAUGGAAGAGUGGCUGGCCGACAUCGACGCGGCGGACCAGAACUUCCAGGCUGCACUGGAGACGAUGGGGCUGCAGAUGGGCUUCAACGACCUCUUCGCGCGGACGCUCGGCGAGAUGGGCUCGCUGGACGGGUCGAUGCCUAUAGACCCUCAGAGGAUGGCGGAGACUUGUUAGCCCUAGGUGCGAUAUCUAGUAAUCUUGGAGAUGCGUUGGUCCAUGGGCUAUAUGCAGCCGUGAAUGCUCCCUCCCAGCGGUACUCUAACAUCGGGCUUUGGGUUGAGCAAGGACACUUAACAAUCGGCGGGCUGCACACGGGUUCAACGCCACGGACAUGCAUCACACAUCGACAUCGUCCGAUGAAGAAGCGGCAUCCGCGAUGUGGUGAAUGUGGUUCUCUCGAGA